Cyprinodon variegatus (sheepshead minnow) is the source of this 1091-nucleotide messenger RNA. RefSeq names its product xeroderma pigmentosum, complementation group A (gene xpa). Gene Ontology annotation, biological process: base-excision repair; UV-damage excision repair; nucleotide-excision repair, DNA damage recognition. NCBI's taxonomy places the organism in Eukaryota, Metazoa, Chordata, Actinopteri, Cyprinodontiformes, Cyprinodontidae. The record is from RefSeq and is a predicted model, not a curated record. Bases 65 to 892 code for a protein of 275 amino acids. The transcript is spliced from 5 exons. Gene Ontology annotation, molecular function: damaged DNA binding. Gene Ontology annotation, cellular component: nucleotide-excision repair factor 1 complex.
CAAUUAUAAAACAACAAGAUGCUGCACUAAAACUAAGACGAAAACCUCUUUUUCCAGGAGCAGCAUGGAUCCGUCCCAGUCAGAGGGGGUCUCCGCUGCCGACCCUCCGGUAGAUCAGAGCUCCAAACCGGAGCUUUCUGCCGCCAUGCGCGCUAAAAUCGAGAGGAACCGCCAGCGGGCUUUGAUGCUCCGCCAAGCACGACUGGCGAGCCGUCCUUUCUCCUCCCUGGAGGGGGCAACCACGGCCAAAGUUUCCAAGACGAUCGACUCGGGUGCUGGUUUCUUUAUCGACGAAGAGGAGGACGGAGAGGAUGAGCAGAAAGCCAAGAAUGUGGUUCAUCAGCCAGCCCCGGUGAUUGAGCCAGACUACCUGCUCUGUGAUGACUGCCAGAAACCCUUCAUGGACUCUUUCCUCAGCAACAGCUUUGACUUGUCUGUAUGCGAUAAAUGCAGAGACAAUGAGGAAAAACACAAGCUGAUCUCCAGAACGGAGGCCAAGCAGCGCUACCUGCUGAAGGACGUAGACUUUGACAAGAGAGAGCCCCCUCUGAGGUUUAUACUCAAGAAAAACCCUCACAACCCACGCUGGGGGGAUAUGAAGCUCUACCUUCUGCUGCAGGUCCAGAAAAGGUGUAUGGAGGUUUGGGGCUCAGAGGAGGCGCUGGAAGAAGCCAGAGAGACGAGGGAGGAGAACAAAGAGGUCCAGAAACAAAAGCGCUUCAACAAAAAAGUCAAAGAUCUGCGCAGGGCCGUUAGAAGCAGCAUGUGGACCAAAAAAACCACCACUCACCAACACGAGUACGGACCAGAGGAGGUGGUGGACCCAGAGGAGGACCUUUACAAGAAAACCUGCACUACCUGUGGACAUGAACUCACUUAUGAGAAGAUGUAGACAUCUUCACUCUCUAAAUAACAAAUGGACUACGAUAUCUGGUGCUUCUUCAAAGAACAGUGUCAUAUUUAAAACUCUUGAGUACAGCAUUAAAAAUAUCCUGAUUGGAAAUAUGCAAGAUUUUUAUACUUUUAUUAAACAAGGCUUGCAAUCCACAUAUGGAAUGUCAACCAGGACAAAAACACAUUUUUAAAGUUCU